GCCCGCCUCCCUCACUCCUCCAGCAGACUCCGCCACGCCAGACACGCCCUCCUGCUCCCUCCGUCGCCAGCUCUCACACACCUUUGGGCGACUCAUCUGCCUCUGCUGACGCCACCUCCGGACCUCCCUUCCACCUUCGGGAUGCGGUCUGCUGUCGUUGCUGUGCUGGUCCUGCUGGCCGUCUGCUGGUCGCCCGCGGCAGGCAGAGGCCACAUCUUUAGCAACACGCGGUUCCGUCCCGAAGCUGGACCAAACUGGGGGUACGGAGGUUUCGGCCAGCACUACCAGGGCGAGCGCAUCAUGUCGCCCCGGGAACAGCUGCUGGAGGCUCUGCUGGGGGGCGAGGAGCUACUGGAGGAGCAGCUGUGUGAGGGUCGCCGCUGCACCGCCAAUGAACAGUGCUGCAGCGGCCACCUGUGUGUGGAGUUUGACGGAGCCUCCGGUACGUGCAUGUCAGCAGCGGCCCAGCGUGAGGGGUCCGAGUGCGUGGGUGACUCAGAGUGCGGCGCUGGAAUGUACUGCGACCUGGGUGCCUGCGUGCCAUUCCAGGGCAAGAAACGCUACAACGAGCCCUGCAGUCUAAGCUCUGAGUGCGAGAUCGAGCGUGGCCUCUGCUGUCAGCUUGUCCGACGCCACCGCCAGGCCCCCAAAACACUGUGUGGGUACUUCAAGGACCCCAUGAUUUGUCUCGGCCACGUCAACACGGACCAGGUAAAGCAGGCGGAGGACAAACACUAAGGACGGUGUGGGCUGUGUGUUCGUCCGUACGUACAUCUGUUCAACACGUGGUUCAGUACACCAAGGGAGAGAAGAGGCUAACAGGGAGGACCUACGAGUACAUAACGGUGUGAGAAGAGAAUGAGACCGUCACAUCUUUCACAACGGAAUUCUGAAGCGUUAUCCAAGGAGAGAGAGAGAGAGAGAGAGAGAGAGAGAGAGAGAGAGAGAGAGAGAGAGAGAGAGAGAGAGAGAGAGA
Scylla paramamosain (green mud crab) is the source of this 976-nucleotide messenger RNA. RefSeq names its product ITG-like peptide. The record is from RefSeq and is a predicted model, not a curated record. Bases 142 to 738 code for a protein of 198 amino acids. Lineage: Eukaryota; Metazoa; Arthropoda; Malacostraca; Decapoda; Portunidae. The transcript has 8 exons.